Messenger RNA from Exophiala dermatitidis NIH/UT8656, 1013 nucleotides. RefSeq lists its product as uncharacterized. The transcript has a single exon. Bases 307 to 897 code for a protein of 196 amino acids. Lineage: Eukaryota; Fungi; Ascomycota; Eurotiomycetes; Chaetothyriales; Herpotrichiellaceae. The record is from RefSeq and is a predicted model, not a curated record.
UAUAAGGUGUAUCAACAGGUAAUAAGGUGGCUAGGCACAAGUACCUUGGCCGGUAUUAAUAAUACGGGCUUGUAGAGGAAUGUCAUAUGCAGUGCCAGUGUCCAUGUCCGUGUAAGCUGUCGAGACGACAACCACACCAACAACGAUACGUAUGUAUUCGUUACUACCACUACUAUCUCAACUACUAAUACUGCAGUGAUUCCUGAGAAGCUAUAUAUAUACCUAGGAGCCUACGCAGCUACUCAUAUCACAUCAUUCGUACUGCAGUUACUGUUAGUACUAUCUAUAUACAACCGGAUCACCAGAAUGGCACAACGUGAACCUGAACCUGAACCUGAAUUACAGAAUCAAAUCUACAAACUCACAUUCUACGUUCCCCCCUCCCACACCCAAGCGUGUCUCGACGCUUUAUUUGCCGUUGGAGCAGGGACAUGGCCGAACCCGAAUCCUUCGAACGAAGCGUCAGCGAGUUUGACCGGUACCACUGGCGCCGCCGAUAGCGUCGGUCCGUCACGGCCAAAAUAUAUAAAUACCGCCUUUAUAUCUUCCGGAACAGGACAAUUUGUCGCGACCGAGGGUGCGAGGCCGUAUAUAACCAGCACUACUUCUUCCACCGGCACUUCUACGUCUACUUGCAGCGGCACGGGUCCUUCUGCUCCUGGUGGUAAUACUGGUCCUUCUACUUCCGGCGGUAUGUCUACGGAUACUUCUCCCAGCAAUACCAAUAAGGUCGAAUAUGUCCAAGAAGAUCGUGUCGAAAUGGUCAUUGCUGGUAGUAGUGAAACAGGAUCAGGAUCAGGAUCAGGAUCAGCUGUUCAAAAAGCAGUCGAGGCGUUGAGACGGGCGCAUCCAUAUGAAGUUCCGGCGUUUUUUGUGACGAGGAGUGAAUUCUACUAGGGAGAUUACUGGGAUACCACCCAAGUACCUACAUGGAUAUAAAUACAAUAUAGAUACUAGUAACUCACUGCAUAUAAAUAUGACUAUUGUAUGACUGACGAAAUCGCCUACUAGUA